AUGGUUAUUAGUGCCUUCACUGCACUUAGCUUGCUCCUAGUUUUCUCCAGAUCAACAUCAGCAUUGACCUGGGGAUCGACAAAGUACUUCUUUGUAUUCGGAGAUAGCUACACCACUACAGGUUACAAUGUAUCAGCCGGGAUAAAUUCGCCCACGCCAGGAUGGACAUCAUCAAAUGGCCCAAAUUGGGUUCAGUAUCUUGGAGGAACUUAUAAUGUGACGGAUACCAAGGUUUAUAAUCUUGCAUAUGGUGGUGCUACUACAGAUUCAAAACUAGUUACGCCAUAUCUGCCCACAGUGCAGUCGUUUGUAGAUCAAGUCACUCUGUUUAGCAAUCACUUUUCACCUGGAAACUCGUGGUGGUGGAGCAACGUAACUCAGGCCGGAUUUCAUCAGACGCUGCUUGAUCGAUAUUUUUCACAAGUCGACGAGCUCUACAGACGGGGUGCACGCUCAUUUCUCUUUUUGAACGUACCGCCUUUGGAACGUGCCCCACUUUUUAUUGAACAAGGAGCUACAACUGUCAAGGCAGUCAUGGCCUCAACGGAUGAUUUCAACAAGCAGCUAGCACAGCGAGUGAAGCAAUUCCAGAAGACAUACAAAGGUCUCGGCCAAGUUACUCUUUAUGAUGCUCAUAAAGCAUUCAAUGUCCAGCUCGAUAAUGCAAAUGUUUUAGGUUUUGUCAACGUGACUGGUUACAAUACUGCCUACCAAAAUGGUACACCGGGAUCUACCUAUCAGAUCGCAGGGUCCAAACCAGUCUCAAGCUACUUCUGGUUGAACUCGCUUCAUCCUACGUUCGGAGUCCACGAUAUCAUGGCUCGUGCUAUCUCCACUGUCAUUAUGGUUGGCUACCCGGGCUGGAAGGCUAACCUCAUUAGCCCUGACUCGGGUCUCGACCAAACAACAUCUCUUAAGGAUAACCCUCAACCUUGGUGGGUGCUACUCGCCGGUCUUUACAACAUGGGACACCUUUACAAGCUCUCAGCUGUACUUUCUGCGCACUCGAGCGACGUGCGAGAUCUUAUAGCACCAACCAAUGAUUUGAUUUUGUCGGUUUCCCGCGACUCUUUGGCAAUAGCGUGGAGGAGGGACGGGCCGAACGGGUUUACGCCGACGACGUACUCGGCAGGCUCGCGAUUCGUGAAUUCUGUCACGUAUAUUCCACCACAGAAAAAUGGAGGACCUGGAUCACAAGGGUACAUCGUUACUGGAGGCCAGGAUACAGUAAUAAACGUCUUCGAUCUAUCUCAUCCUGACGGUGCCAAAGAACCCACAUUCACGCUUCUCGGUCAUCGAGAAAAUGUUUGUGCACUUGAUUCAACUCCUUCUGGCACGAUUGUAUCCGGUUCAUGGGAUUCUACAGCACGAGUCUGGAAGAAUUUUCAACAGGUACACGAAUUGCGCGGGCAUUCCCACUCCGUUUGGGCAGUUCUCGCAGUUGAUGAAGACCAAACACUUACUGGAUCAGCUGACAAGACAAUUGCGCUUUGGCAAGGUAGUAAAUUAGCCCACCGAUACACCGGUCAUACGGACGCAGUUCGUGGCCUCAGCAUACUUCCUGAAGGCAUCGAUAUUGGAUUCGCGUCUUGUUCAAAUGAUGGAACUGUGAAGCUUUGGACUCUGGGUGGAGAUGUCCUUCACCAAUUCGAUGGACACACCUCUUUUGUUUAUUCGCUAGCAGCCAUUGCUGAGACGGGCUCCUUGAUAAGCUCAGGGGAGGAUAGAACUGCGCGAAUAUGGGAAGACGGCGAACUUGUUCAGACGCUCACCCAUCCCGCAAUUUCAGUCUGGACAGUAGAUGCCAUGCCAAACGGGGAUAUUGUAACCGGAUGUUCCGAUGGCGUGGUUCGAGUAUUCUCGAGGAACGAAAGUCGAUGGGCCAAUGCGGAGACCAUCCAGGCGUUUGAAAACCAAGUGGCCAGUCAAGCCAUUCCGUCUGAGUCGGUCGGAGAUGUCAAGAAAACUGAUCUACCUGGACCAGAGGCCUUGGAGCGUUCCGGAAAUAAAGACGGACAAGUAAUCAUGGUCAGAACUGCAUCUGGAUCGGUGGAAGCUCAUGAGUGGUCGGCAGGCCAACGUAAAUGGGUCAAGAUAGGGGACGUUGUCGAUGCUGUGGGCCAAAAUCGGAAGCAGCUUUACAACGGCAAGGAGUACGACUACGUUUUCAAAGUUGAUAUCAAGGAUGGCGCACCUCCACUAUCCCUUCCUUACAAUGCCACAGAUAAUCCAUAUUCUGCAGCACAGAAGUUCUUGGCUGAGAACGAGCUAUCCAUGGAGUAUAUCGACCAGGUGGUUGGUUUUAUAGAGAAAAAUACUGGAGGGUUCAAGGUGGAGCAACAGUCUCAGCAAUUCGUCGAUCCUUAUACAGGUGCAUCGCGGUAUCAAGCGAAUCCAACGUCAGCACCGUCCAAUAAUAUUACCACAUAUUCAGAUCCCUUCACCGGUGGAUCGCGUUACGCCCCCGCGUCGACGCAUGCUGCGGCGACACCUCCGCCUCCAAAGCCCGUUAAUUCUAUUCUCCCAGUGAGGACGGCUUUGGGAUUUAAGCAAGCCAAUAUCCCUGCGAUGGAAAACAAAUUCAAGCAGUUAAACGAAGGAUUAUCUGGGGACCCAAAUACUUCGUCUCUGGCAUUGACACCUCUCGAGUUUAAGUUAUUCAACCGUUCGUUUGCUCUCAUGAACGCCAAAGCACACUCUCCGCCAAAAGUACCCGUCGAAACCAGUGCCGAGUUGUCACAGAAAGAUAUCGACAUCAUUGCUGACGUUCUAGCGCGCUGGCCAUCCUUGCAAAGAUUCCCUGUUGUUGACCUUUUAAGGCUCUUGAUUGCUUAUUCUCCAAACACGUUCGAGGCCCCUCAGACAUCACAGAAAUUGAUCGAUGCCUUAUUCGAAGCAUCAGAAUGGAAAUCUGAGCCGUGGCCAUCGCCUCUGCCGAAGCAUAGAGAGACUAACGUAUUACUCACACUACGAGCCCUUUCUAAUUUAUUCCAAGUCGGCCCGCACAAAGUUGUAGGAACUGGUCCUUGGGUUCCUGGGUUGUUCACGACUUUAGCUGCUGGUCCCUACUCUGUGUUGACCAAAACGCAAAAGGUGGCUCUAGCAACAAUCGCUUUCAAUUAUUCAGUCGUUGAAUUGAUCGGAAAAGUGGAUCCUUUGGCCGCUCCUGCCCAUGUUUCUUUGGUAACUCUAAUAUUGAACAAUGAGAGGGAAGAUAAUGAAACUGGCUACCGCGCCCUGGUUGCGCUGGGCAACAUCGUAUAUAACGCAAAGAGCCAAGGCUCAUUGAGCGAUGUUGCUGCAGCUGCCUAUAGGCCAUUGUUGACCAAUGUUGCCACCGCAUUCCCCGAAGAGCGGGUUUUAUCUUUGGUUCAGGAGAUUAAAGCUUUAUUAGGUUAA
Rhizoctonia solani is the source of this 3399-nucleotide messenger RNA. Its product is annotated as ubiquitin homeostasis protein lub1. NCBI's taxonomy places the organism in Eukaryota, Fungi, Basidiomycota, Agaricomycetes, Cantharellales, Ceratobasidiaceae. Gene Ontology annotation, cellular component: cytoplasm; nucleus. Gene Ontology annotation, molecular function: hydrolase activity, acting on ester bonds; ubiquitin binding. Gene Ontology annotation, biological process: ubiquitin recycling; proteasome-mediated ubiquitin-dependent protein catabolic process. The record is from RefSeq and is a predicted model, not a curated record. The transcript has 27 exons. Bases 1 to 3399 code for a protein of 1132 amino acids.